This is a messenger RNA of Sesamum indicum (sesame), 2718 nucleotides long. RefSeq lists its product as uncharacterized. Lineage: Eukaryota; Viridiplantae; Streptophyta; Magnoliopsida; Lamiales; Pedaliaceae. The record is from RefSeq and is a predicted model, not a curated record. Gene Ontology annotation, cellular component: intracellular membrane-bounded organelle.
AUGCACGCCGAUUUUCCAUUCACGGCCAUCCUCCUCCUCCUCCUCCUCUUGCCGCUUAGCUCGGCCGCUGCUGCUAUCUCGUACUCGGAUCACUGCGGCGCCAUCGUACGGGAUCUGCCUUUGCUUCCAAGCCCUAAUCCUCCACUUCUCACCCCUAAGUUUCUUGCUCUUCGCCACGCCCAUGUUGAUGCCAGUGCAAACAAUAUGAACAAGGGAAUUUCUGAAAUCCCCAGGUCGCUAUCAUUCUCCUGUCACAAAGCGUAUAGAACCCAGAAAGAUGCUGUCUUCAAAAUCGAAGGGGUUCUGAGCGUAGCCGGUGUGGGUUACUCUCGUAAUCGGACCCGCCGGGGAUUGCGCCUUGUGCAUUUCCGGCCGCCGAGGAUUCCGGUGACGCCAGGUGACGCCUGGAAUUCAAUCAGUUUUACGUUGAGUGGGUUUUGGGAUUCUGUUUCAGGGAAGCUCUGUAUGGUUGGGUCUGGUUUUGGCAGGUUAAGCUCUAAUCAUGUUGUUUUAAAGCUUGAUUAUUUGAAUUCGUCGAAUAUAUUCAAUAGUUUAGUUAAUGGCACUAUGGAAAGUGUAGAUGUAGAUAAUGAAAUGAAUCGUGACCGGAAAUUGAUAUCAAUACUGGGUGUGAAUUUGAGGACCUAUAAGUAUGAGUUGAUUGAUAAAGAAAUUGAAAGUAAUGAGUUUCAGUUGUUGGAUGAUAUGACAAGUGUUUCUUUAGGCUUAGAGGAUUUGGGGCAGAAUAUGUGUACAUAUAUUAUAUCUGCUGGAAUAGUUGAUCUGGAUUAUAAGAGUGACUGCAAUAGUGUGAGUUGCAAUUUUCUUGGAAGAGGAAAUGGUAAUUUCACACCAAGUGUGAUGUACUUUAACCAAAUUGAGUGUUUGGACGGUGGUACAGUGAGGUUCUUGUUGGGGUUCGGGGAUUUGGGGCACAAUGGUUAUGGGUUGCCAUUUGAACCAAAUAAGACAUUGGUUAGUGAAGGGAAAUGGGAUGGGAAGAAAAGAAGGCUUAACAUGGUUGCCUGCCGUAUUUUCGGCGAUGGGGAUGAGGGUUUUGUUGGAGAGUGUUUGAUCAGACUAAGUUUAAGAUUUCCAGCUAGGUGGACAUUAAGAGAGAGAAGCUAUAUAGUCGGGGAAUUGUGGAGUAGUAGAAGUGUUAAUGAAUCGGGCUAUUUUGGCAGUGUGUCUUUGUCAAGCAUAAAGAAUAAGAAUGCCAGAGCAGCAGGCUUGACAUAUGAGUAUAAAGAGAUUUCAAAUGCCAGAAAAUCUUGUGCAAAUAAGAUGAUACAGAAAACAGAGGAAGGAAAGUACCCUGCUCCAUUAUCGCCUGAUAUGAGAUUUGACAUGUUUGGUGGCAAUAAGAAAGUGAAAGAUCUUUGGGGUUACUCUUCUCCCCUUUACAUAGAUAAUCAGCCUUACCAGUUAUCCUCUGUGGUUGGAAGGGAAGCAGACUCUACUUGGGAAGGGAAGCAAAACCUUAGUAAAAUGAUAAAUGUCAGCUAUAUACUGAGCCUUGCAACUUCUCAUGAUUUCAGGCUCAGCAGUGAAUAUAUGCAAAUCAAAUCAUUUGAAAUCUCUGCUGAAGGGACAUAUGACUUUGGAAGUGGGCACCUUUGCAUGAUUGGCUGUAUGGAUGUCGGGCCACCUAAAGCAAGGGUAGGGCGAAACGUAUCACUGGAUUGUGAGAUUCUGGUUGACAUUCAGUAUCCUCCACUUAAUGCGAGAAAUGGAGGUGCCCUAAAGGGAACUAUUGAAAGCACACGAGAGAAGUCUGACCGUCUUUACUUUGAACCUUUUGAAAUUUUUGCAAGUUCAGUUUAUGCAGGGCAAGCAAAGGAAUCCAUAUGGAGAAUGGAUUUGGAGAUUACCAUGGUUCUGAUUUCCAACACCCUCUCAUGUAUCUUCAUGGCUCUGCAGCUAUUGCAUGUCAAGAGACAUGCAGAUGCACUCCCCAUGGUUUCUGUCAUAAUGCUUGUCGUACUCACUCUAGGGCAUCUUGUUCCACUAUUAUUGAAUUUUGAAGCUCUCUUCAUGAUGAGCCACAACAAUGUGAAUGUCUACUUCGGUAAUGACGGAUGGCUUGAAGUGAAUGAGGUGUUAGUGAGGGUAAUAACCAUGAUACCUUUCUUACUGGAAGUUGGACUUCUCCAAAUGGCCUGGUCUUCAAGAUCUGGUGAUGGAAGCCAGAAGAACCUCUGGAUAUCUGAGAAGAAAGUUCUGUAUCUAUCUUUACCUAUGUAUAUUGGUGGUGGGUUGAUUGCUUGGUUCGUUCACCUGUCAAGAAAGUCAUAUCAAAGGCCAAGGAUCCACCAUCUUGGAUAUAAACAGCAAUCUGUAUGGGGUGAUCUCAAAUCCUAUGCUGGGUUGAUAUUGGAUGGCUUUCUGCUCCCGCAAGUACUGUUCAAUAUAUUUUCCGACUCCAAUGGGAAGGCUCUUGCUCCUCCGUUUUAUUUUGGAAUAACUUUUGUUCGUCUACUGCCACAUGCAUAUGACCUUUACAGGUCUCAUAGCUCUGCUUGGUCGUUCAGUUACAUAUAUGCAAACCCAAGACUUGACUACUAUUCCACCGCCUGGGAUAUUAUCAUUUCGGUUGGAGGUCUUCUAUUUGUUUUCAUUAUUUACUUGCAACAACGGUUUGGUGGACGUUGCCUUCUACACAGAAGAUUCCGGCAGAGGUCCACAUAUGAGAAACUACCUGUAGCUAGUACUGCAUGA